Molecule: messenger RNA, 864 nt
Organism: Linum trigynum
Lineage: Eukaryota; Viridiplantae; Streptophyta; Magnoliopsida; Malpighiales; Linaceae
Source: the annotation of a GenBank genome assembly
AUGGGAGGCAGACCUCCUUCAUUUCAGGUUAUGGAAUCAUUUCGUGCCUUUACUGAUAAUGCAGGAUUGUUUGACUUGGGAUUCAAAGGACCACCAUACACAUGGUCUAAUCGACAAGGCCUUUCCACCCACAUAUUAGAGCGCCUGGAUAGAGCUUUAGUCACUGACAAUCUUUUGUCUCUUUGGCCUCUAAUGCAUCUUACUCAUCUUUCAGAUCUUGGGUCCGAUCACAGGAUCAUCUUGCUGCAGCUAAUUCCGGGAGUAGGGAAAGGGAAGCCGAGUUUUCAUUUUGAUCACAGAUGGUGUCAAAAUAAUGAUGCACAUGCCAUUGUCUUGGGUGAGUGGCAGGUUUCAAUGCAGGGAACGCCUCAAUUUCAGUUGUUCUCGCUUUGCAAGGCAGUGAGGCAUCGGCUAGUGGAAUGGGCACGUAUGGGCACUACAAACUCGGCGAGGCAAAUCAGGGAGCUGCGAUCCGCCAUAGAAUCAGAACGUGAUACAUUUCCAGUGAAUUGGGAAGUGAUCCAGGUACUUGAAACUCAACUGGCAGCCGCGUACUUACAAGAAGAGGCUUAUUGGAAGCAAAAAUCAAGAACCAAUUGCCUGCAAGUUGGUGAUGCUAACACGAACCACUUUCACCGUGCAACUACACAACGGCGGAGGCAGAAUUUCAUUGAAGCCCUUCAAGAUGAAGCUGGUACCCGACACUAUGAUGAGGCUGCUAAAGGUAAUAUCUCUAUUAGGUUCUUUGAGAAGUUGUUCUCGUCUAAUGGGAUCCCCCCCUAUUUUCUUCGUGAAUGCUUUGGGAAUCCCCCGGAAGAUUACUCAUGCUCAGAAUUCCUACCUGGCUGCUCCUAUUACACGUGA